AUGACGACCGCGUCCCCCGUGGCUGCUCUCCUCGAGAAGCUGCCGGUUCCAACCGUGGACCGGCCGUUCGGCAUCCAUCUCUGGCCCAUCUUCAGCAAGGCCUUCGAGUACGUCGUUGGCUACUCGGCCGAUGAGUUCACGUUCCAGCCGGGCUCGACACCCAUGUCGACGCUGAAGGAGACGAGCAUCUUCAUCGUCAUCUACUACACUAUCAUCUUUGGCGGCCGGGAGCUUAUGCGGAACCGCGAGCCGUUCAAGCUGCGCACCCUCUUUUUGAUCCACAACUUCUAUCUCACCGCCAUUAGCGCUAUCCUGCUCGCCCUUUUCAUCGAGCAGAUUCUGCCUACCGUCGUCCGCCAUGGAAUCUUCCACGCCAUCUGCGCCAUUGAGGGUGGUUGGACUCAGCCCCUGGUCGUGCUUUACUACUUGAACUACCUCACCAAGUACCUUGAGCUUCUGGAUACCUGCUUCCUCUUCCUCAAGAAGAAGCCCUUGACCUUCCUCCACUGCUACCACCACGGCGCGACGGCUCUCCUGUGCUACACGCAACUUAUUGGGUCGACGUCGGUCUCAUGGGUUGUCAUCUCGCUGAACCUGAUGGUGCACGUGGUCAUGUACUGGUACUACUUCCAGAGCGCCCGCGGCAUCAAGAUCUGGUGGAAGGAGUGGAUCACCCGUCUCCAGAUCAUCCAAUUCGUCAUCGAUCUCGGUUUCGUGUACUUUGCGUCCUGGACCUACUUCACCUCGACCUACUUCCAGUGGCUUCCCAAUGCUGGCAAGUGCGCCGGCGAAGAGUUUGCUGCAUUCUCAGGCAUCGCUAUUAUCAGCUCCUACCUCUUGCUCUUCAUCUCGUUCUACCUCGCCACCUACAAGAAGGACGGCAAGCGGCCCAGCGGGCGCAAGGCCGUGCGGAGGAUGAGCCAGGCCCCGCUGCCGGACCCGAUCCACGGCUCGGCCGCGAAUGCCAACAGCUACGGCAACGGCGACGCCAAGUCUACCGGUGUUAAGACUAACGGGACUGCCACCCGUUCAAGGAGGGCUUAA
Messenger RNA from Chaetomium globosum CBS 148.51, 1044 nucleotides. RefSeq lists its product as uncharacterized. The transcript has 3 exons. Gene Ontology annotation, biological process: sphingolipid biosynthetic process; fatty acid elongation, monounsaturated fatty acid; very long-chain fatty acid biosynthetic process. Lineage: Eukaryota; Fungi; Ascomycota; Sordariomycetes; Sordariales; Chaetomiaceae. Gene Ontology annotation, molecular function: fatty acid elongase activity. Gene Ontology annotation, cellular component: endoplasmic reticulum membrane. Bases 1 to 1044 code for a protein of 347 amino acids. The record is from RefSeq and is a predicted model, not a curated record.